Molecule: messenger RNA, 1908 nt
Organism: Haemonchus placei
Lineage: Eukaryota; Metazoa; Nematoda; Chromadorea; Rhabditida; Trichostrongylidae
Source: the annotation of a GenBank genome assembly
AUGGGUGACGUACAAUUGUCCGAGGAGGCUCAGAAGCGGAAGAGUUUGAUAUUAAGAAACUUGCAGGAGGCGCUCGGUGUGGACAAGUUGGAAAAGCAGUUGUCAACAGAUGGAAAGGUCGUACAUGUAUAUUGGGGCACAGCAACGACCGGUAAACCUCACGUUGGGUACUUUGUGCCAAUGCGCAAAAUCGCUGAUUUUCUACAGGCUGGCCUAAAGGCUCUCUUGAUGGCACUGAAUGUCCCGAUUGAGCGGCUCCAUUUUGUGAGAGGAACCACAUAUCAGCUUUCCAGAGAGUACACUUUUGACAUACUCCGUUUGUGUAGUCAAGUAUCACAGCGGGAUGCUCUCAAGGCUGGCGCCGAGGUUGUGAAACAGGUGGAUGGUCAAUUCGGCGGUGUUGACCAACGGAAAAUCUUCAUUCUAGCAGAAGAGCAGUUGCCAAAAUUGAAACUAGGAAAAAGAUGGCACUUGAUGAAUCCCAUGGUGCCCGGAUUAACUGGCUCAAAGAUGAGCAGUUCGGAGGUUGACUCGAAAAUUGACUUAUUAGACAGCCGCGAUGCUGUCGAGCGAAAAAUUCUUGGUGCUGCGUGUCCAAAGCAAGAAGAUGACAACGGAAUUUUGGCUUUCUUCAACUACGUUCUGAUCCCGAUUGUUAGUCCAAACUCUUUGGUUAUCGCAAAUAAAGAAUUUUUCACCUACGAGGACAUCAAGGAAUCAUUUCUAUCUGGUGCUUUGUCUGCUGAGGACUUGAAAAAGUCUCUUGUCGAGUUCCUAAACGAGUUGCUCGUUAAGGUGCAAGAACAUUGUAAAUCUGAUGUCGUGUUGGAUGCCCUUGAAAAAGGCUACAAGGAAGUACACGAGAUCGGUGUUGAGCCACUGCAACCUCGAGUUGUACAGCUCUCUGCGCAAGACCUAUGUCUCGUUAAGAAAAUUGUUGACAAUGACAAGCUGGUCGGAGACGAUGAUACUGCGUUGCGGUCUUGUAUAGCAGAUGGUAGGGCGAUUCGAGUAACGUUCACUAUUCACCCAAAGGGACGAUUCCACCUUGGAUUUUUUAUGGGAUUAUUGAAAAUGAAGUCAUUGGUCGACAAGGGAAUAAACAUAGAAGGGAUUGUUCUGAUUUCCGACAUGGAAGCUUUCCUUGAUAACGAAAAGGUCUCUUGGAAUACCCGUGACGCUCGUAGCGAAUAUUUCUACCAAAUAUGCUCAUUCGUUAUCGACCAACUGGGUUUGAAAGACAAGGUCAGGGCGCUGAAAUCUUCUGACAUGGACUCCGUUUUCUCGAAAGAUUAUGUGUUAAACUUGUAUAAAAUGGCAUCCUCUGUGACUCGCGACGAAACGACGGUCUGUGAAGGGACGUCUUUAUCUGGCAACUUGGUACCACUAUUUUUCGCUCUUAACCAUCAAAUACUCAAGACUGACCUCGCUAUUAUGGGUGAAGAUUCAGUCACAAUUGCUAAUGUUGCCUAUAAGCUGUGGUCCCGCAUGAGGAUACAACCGCCUACGCAGUUGACGUUCUCGCUGCUUCCCGGGUGUGAUGGGAAGAAGAUGUCAUGUUCAAGUCCUGACUUCCUCCUGGAGGCGUUCGAAACACCUAAGCAAAUAAAAACAAAAGUGGCACGAUCGUUUUGUGAGCCGAAAAACAUGAAAGGAAAUGUUGCUAUGAUGUUGGCAGAGCAGUUCAUCUUCCCUCUUCUUAGUGGAUCAAUUUCAGGUCUCGACAUAUUGAGAAGCCCAGAAAAUGGUGGCAAUUUGAGCGUGACAUCAUACGAGGAGUUGAAGCAUGAAUUUACGCAGGGCACAAAUCCAGAUUUUCCUCUUCAUCCUGCGGACUUGAAGAACGCCGUAGUAGGAUUCAUUAACAGGUCAGCUACCAGCUGUCCCUUUUCAUUCAUUUCUUUUUGA